CGGGUCCCGUCAUUUCUCAUCCCAUCUAUGCCUCUUCAGCAGCUGGUUCUAGCAUCGUGCUUCUGUUUAUAUAGAGUGUUCUGUUCCAACUUUUAGCCGGCACCAUGAAGCUCCGCAUCGUCGCUGCGAUGUGUUUAGUUCUUAUCGUGGCGUCCGCGAUGGUCGUCACCACUGCUGCAGCUGGCUGCGACAUCGACCUCCUCUUGCCCUGCUUGAAUGCUAGCAGGGACCCCCGCGUCAAGCCCGACAAGCGUUGUUGCGAUGCCAUCCGUCAAUUUCUUCCGCCCAGAAAGCAGAAGAGCGCAAUCGACUGCUUGUGUAGACUGGCCACAAGCAAGGAGGCUGUCGCACUUAAAAUCAACCUGAGUGCCGCUAUUGCUAUUCCCCAGAAGUGCGGCAUCAAAUUCGAACAGAGAUUUUACUGCCAGGGGAGGUUGGUGCCUGGAAGCUAAGUGGAUUCGUUCACAAUGGUCAGCAAGCCAAGACUCUCCGAUACUCGAUCAAAUAUCUUAUGGCUUAGGUUGAGCAGUUCCGUAGCUGCAUGUUUGUGUCGGAGUCUAGGGAGUUGGCCGACUGCAGGAGCUGCAGCUGCUGGAGUGAAAAAAUCGUAGAGCACUGAUGUCUAUGCAAUGUAGCUCGUAGUCGGACCACUGAGGUUUGCGGUGUGUUCAUGUCGACGUUUUAUGAAAUACCAAGAUACCAUUUGCAGAUUGAA
Physcomitrium patens is the source of this 715-nucleotide messenger RNA. RefSeq lists its product as uncharacterized. Gene Ontology annotation, molecular function: fatty acid binding. Lineage: Eukaryota; Viridiplantae; Streptophyta; Bryopsida; Funariales; Funariaceae. Gene Ontology annotation, biological process: systemic acquired resistance. The record is from RefSeq and is a predicted model, not a curated record.